AUGGGUGAAUAUUUUAGUGGCAGCAUGCCGAAGCUCGCGCGGUCAUUGAUACCCAUAGCGGACGCGUCCUCAUGGUACUGCGGCGUCGUUUUGCUCACGCUUAUUCUCCUGCUGGCCGGCUCCGGCAGGGACGAAACUCAAAAUUACUACGAUAGAUCGGAUUUUACAACGGUGGUCACGGCCGGAAAUCAGCUCCGGCGUCCCUGCGACGAGAUCUAUGUGGUCGGAGAAGGCGAAACACUCCACACGAUCAGCGAUAAGUGCGGGGACCCUUUCAUCGUCGAGCACAAUCCUCAUAUCCACGAUCCCGACGAUGUUUUCCCCGGCCUUGUUAUUAAGAUCACUCCAAAUAAUCAUAAUACCCGCUGA
Molecule: messenger RNA, 369 nt
Organism: Striga hermonthica
Lineage: Eukaryota; Viridiplantae; Streptophyta; Magnoliopsida; Lamiales; Orobanchaceae
Source: the annotation of a GenBank genome assembly